AUGGUCAAGAUCGCGAGCAUUGAAUACUUCCGGGUGUUGCCCCGGUGGCUGUUUGUCAAGAUUACGGAUGAGGAAGGCCAGUAUGGCUGGGGCGAGAGCACGCUGGAGGGCCACACUGAGGCUGUCGAAGGCACGCUCAAUGCCCUGUGCAAGAGAUUCGAAGGUUACGAGGCCGACAACAUCGAGCACAUCUGGCAAAUGGCCUGGCGUCUGGGUUUCUACCGCGGGGGCCCCGUAUUCAUGUCCGCCAUCUCCGGGAUUGACAUUGCCCUGUGGGACCUGAAGGGCCGUCGCCUCGGCGUUCCCGUGCACCAACUGCUCGGUGGCAAGGUCCGCAACAAGCUGUCCGUGUACGCCUGGAUUGGGGGCGACCGCCCCGCCGACGUGGAGGCUGCGGCCAAGGCACGCCUGGCGCAGGGGUUCAAGGCUGUCAAGAUGAACGCCACCGAGGAUGUGAACUGGCUCGAUUCGCCCAGUGUACUAGACUCGAGUGUAGAGCGUCUGAAGACGGUCAAGGCGCUGGGGCUGGACGCAGCCUUGGACUUCCAUGGCCGUCUUCACAAGCCCAUGGCGAAGCAGUUGGCGAAAGCACUGGAGCCGCACCGUCCGCUAUUCCUGGAGGAGCCCCUUCUGUCGGAGCAUCCAGAGGGUAUCAAGCAGCUUGCGGAUCAGGUGUCUUGCCCCAUUGCCCUUGGCGAGCGGCUUUUCAGUCGUUGGGAUGUGAAACGUUUCUUAGAAGAUGCGAGCGUCGAUGUCCUGCAGCCGGAUAUCAGUCAUUGUGGCGGCAUCUCGGAGCUGCGGCGCAUUGCUUCUAUGGCAGAGACUUACGACGUCGCUAUUGCGCCUCACUGUCCGCUGGGGCCGAUUGCUCUAGCGGCAUGCAUGCAAGUUGACCUGGCGACUCCCAAUUUUGUGAUCCAGGAGAUGAGCAUUGGUAUUCACUAUAACACGGAGGCUGGUGACUUGGAUAUUACGAGCUACGUCAAGGAUGCUUCUGUGUUCGAUGUGAAUGAUGGUUACGUUGAAGCUUUGAAUGCCCCUGGUCUGGGCAUCGAGAUCGAUGAGGACGUAGUCCGGCGUGAGGCUGCUAAUACCCAGCCCUGGUUGCCCAAGGAGUUUUAUGGCCCUGACGGGUCAAUCCGCGAGUGGUAA
Messenger RNA from Penicillium lagena, 1152 nucleotides. RefSeq names its product mandelate racemase/muconate lactonizing enzyme family protein. NCBI's taxonomy places the organism in Eukaryota, Fungi, Ascomycota, Eurotiomycetes, Eurotiales, Aspergillaceae. Gene Ontology annotation, molecular function: galactonate dehydratase activity. The transcript is spliced from 2 exons. The record is from RefSeq and is a predicted model, not a curated record. Gene Ontology annotation, biological process: D-galactonate catabolic process; amino acid catabolic process. Bases 1 to 1152 code for a protein of 383 amino acids.